This is a messenger RNA of Trichoplusia ni (cabbage looper), 1604 nucleotides long. RefSeq names its product inactive ubiquitin carboxyl-terminal hydrolase MINDY-4B. Gene Ontology annotation, molecular function: cysteine-type deubiquitinase activity; K48-linked deubiquitinase activity. Bases 213 to 1469 code for a protein of 418 amino acids. The transcript has 13 exons. The record is from RefSeq and is a predicted model, not a curated record. Gene Ontology annotation, biological process: protein K48-linked deubiquitination. NCBI's taxonomy places the organism in Eukaryota, Metazoa, Arthropoda, Insecta, Lepidoptera, Noctuidae.
GCCUUAUCCACUGCAGUUUUAUUUACCACGUACAAAACAAGCUUAUCUACAUUAUUAUGUGCUAGAGAACGGCGUGAAGCAAAUGCAACCAUUUCCAAACAAUCACCUACGCUGGUUGAACGUGCAUUAUUUCUGAAUCAUUUUAUCGUCUUAGUGAACCUUGUGUAGUGGAUUUAAGAUCGGUUUUUACUUGGCAAAGCAAUUGAGGAAAAAUGCAUCGAAUGAAUCGUGAAGGUGGUAGCGCUGCUUUCGAAGAGCGCGUUUUGUACGCGAGGAACAAGUUAUUGAAUGGGGCCCGACCAGCUGUGGUCGGUGGGACACCGAUAACCGAAGAGUUGGCGGCCGAACUUCGUGUGACCUGCUUCAGCUCAACUUCAUGUCCUCCUCGUAGUGAAUGGAUUCGCACUCCGUUGGUGAUGCGGCCGCCAGACCAGACCUUGGCCUACGGCUUGGCGGCACCAAGGAAUGGGGCUAGGUCUUUACUGUCUGCUCUGCAAGCACAUAUGAUCAAGUGGCUUCUGUUUGAUUCGAGACCACAGACUAAAGAUAAUAAGUGUGAUGUACCUCCAGACACGUAUCUUCGACCAUCGGAAGAGCGUCAAGAAGAAGCUCUAUGGCGGGCUUGCAGUGAGGUGAUCUGGCGCUGUGCUGGCGGCUACACCAACCAGCCUGGAGUGGAAACGAAGGCUUUGGUGGCUCUGCCCAGUGAAAACAAUUACGUCCAGCAUACCUCACAGUAUUACCAGGAUGGUGUGACUGAGAAGCUGCAUAUUUUCGAAUUCAAGAGCUUGGAGGAUCUUCAAAUAUUUCUGAAGAGGUAUUUGUACUUGUUUCAAAUUGAAGAUGGGAUUGGAGCUCUGCUGUUGUUAUACGCAUGUGUAUUAUCCAGAGGCUGUGAUAAUAUCAAGAAAGAUCUGGACGGCAAGCUGACCCACCUGGUAUCAGCUCAUGUGGAAGGCUCUAUUAACGUGGUGACCUUGCUCUUGACUGGACGAGCUACUCCUUACCUCCAUAAUGGUGUGAUGUAUGUUGGUGAUGAAGAUCAUUACGCUAUGCCUCAAUUCGGUAUUUUAGCUCGUAGUCCCGUUGGGCUCCUGGUGUGGUAUGGAAGCGAAGAGAACUCUAAACAUAACAUUAAUAAGCAAUUUCCUGGAUCAAGGUUGAAGACUCCGGCUUUGCCAAUUUGGGUAACGAGCUGCUCUGGACAUUAUGGAAUUUUAUUCAAUACGAAUCGUGAACUGCUAAGAAACUAUCAUGCUGAACGCAGGUUUGAUAUUCAUUACUAUACCUGUGGCGGUUGUAACGUUUUGCUGAAUGUGGACACUCGGGCUCAUGAUGACGUGGCGGGUCCACUGAGGACUGAUGACAUCAGUGCUACACCACUUGAGAAGCUUAUACAUACGAAAUGGCAAGAUGCGAAAAUCACCUGGACCGGAAACACUCCGUAUGUAGGGGAACCAGCGAACUAAUAUUUAUUUAGGUUAAUUACUUUGCUGCAUGCUUAAAUUAUGUAGUUAUUUUAGGUGACUUCUAGUGAAAAUAAAUAGUAUUAUUAGAAAUUAGUACUAUAGGGCUUUUAUGAAUAAAGAAUGUAGUAUGCCAGA